Molecule: messenger RNA, 1911 nt
Organism: Trifolium pratense (red clover)
Lineage: Eukaryota; Viridiplantae; Streptophyta; Magnoliopsida; Fabales; Fabaceae
Product: glycosyltransferase BC10
Exons: 2
Coding region: 615-1745 (376 amino acids)
Cellular component (GO): membrane
Molecular function (GO): glycosyltransferase activity
Source: RefSeq, a predicted model, not a curated record
AUAUGAAUUAAGUUUGUUUGGUUAAAAAAAAAAAAUUAAAGGUGGUAGUAGCUAGCAAGCAAGCACGCAAAAACGUAACCGGCCUCUCCCCCCGUGUGCACAACAAAGCAUCAAACAAACAUUGUUCCUCACAAUUAUCAUCAAUUUCUCCAAAUCACAAUGUUUUUUCCUAUGUCAAAAAUUAAAAUAUACUCUUUGUGACAAUUCACCUUCCCUUCUUCUUCCUCUGACUCUUCUCACUGUACCAUAAAACACCCCUUUCAUCAACACUGUUUUUAUUUUGCAUAAGAUCCAAAAACAAUAAUAAAAAUCCACUCUUUAUCUUCUAUUCUUUAGAAAAGUCUCGUUUUUGUUCAUACCCAUGUGCCAUAAUCUUGUUCUUACCAACCUCACAUGUUCAAAAGUUGACUCAGCUAUAGUCUACAACUUCAAUUUAGAUCCAUAGUGUUUGUUAUAGCUACAAAUUUUCAUAAAUUUAACGUUUUUACUCAUUUAUUAUUACUUCAUUUACAUUCAAGAUUUGAUCUUUCAUAGCCUCUUAUAGAGAGGGUGGUUACCAAUUUACCAUAGAAAUUUUCAUUUUUUAUUUUGGUUUUUGAGUUUUUUUAAGCAAGAUGCAAUCGAGGGUUGUAGCAUCUGAAGAAGGAAAAUCAAAAGGGUUAUCAUUAGGAUCAUUGCGUUUAUUUAUUGUUUUUGUUGCUCUAUGUGUUGUGUUUUCUGUAAUAAGUAUAUAUACUCUUAAACAUUUUGGAAUUGAGAAUGUUGUUACUACAAUGAGUUCAAGUUUUCAACCAUGUGUUGAGGAACAUGCUGGUUUGGAACAAUGGAUUAAACCACCUUCAAAUCUGAUCCAUAAUAUGACUGAUGAAGAACUUCUUUGGAGAGCUUCUUUAGUUCCUAAGAUUAAGAAUUACCCUUUUCAAAGAGUUCCAAAGAUUGCUUUUAUGUUCCUUACUAAAGGACCAUUGCCUCUUGCACCACUUUGGGAGAGGUUUCUGAAAGGGCAUGAGAGUCUUUUUACUGUAUAUAUUCAUCCUUUGCCUUCAUAUCAAGCUCAGUUUCCUUCUUCAUCUGUUUUUUAUAAGAGGCAAAUCCCUAGUCAGAUUGCCGAAUGGGGAAGGAUGAGCAUGUGUGACGCUGAAAGAAGACUACUUGCUAAUGCGUUACUCGACAUCUCCAAUGAGUGGUUUAUUCUAUUGUCUGAAUCAUGCAUCCCUCUCUACAAAUUCAGUCUAGUCUACCACUACUUAAUGAAAUCCAAAUACAGCUAUGUUGGAGCAUUUGAUGAUCCUGGUCCAUACGGAAGAGGACGCUAUAACCCAAACAUGGCCCCUCUAGUAAACAUUACAAAGUGGCGUAAAGGUUCUCAAUGGUUCGAAGUAAAUCGAAAGCUAGCCGUCAACAUUGUGGAAGACACUACAUUUUAUCUGAAGUUCGAACAAUAUUGUAGACCAGCUUGUUACGUCGACGAGCACUAUUUUCCUACCAUGUUAACCAUUCAAGCGGGGAGUGCGUUGGCGAACCGGAGCAUAACUUGGGUGGACUGGUCUAGAGGUGGGGCUCACCCGGCUACAUUUGGAAGAUCAGAUAUUACAAAGGAGUUUUUCGAUAGAGUUCAUGGAGGUCAAAAAUGCAAAUAUAAUGAUAGAAACUCUACACUUUGUGUUCUAUUUGCAAGAAAAUUUGCUCCUAGUACAUUGGAACCUUUGUUAGAUAUGGUGAAUUCAAAAGUCUUAGACUUCUGAUAUAUUUUAUAUUUUCUAUUGAUUGCUACAUAUGAAAACAAAACAUAGAUGUAGAAUAAAAGUCUUUAGAAAAACUAUAAAAUUUAUUAUAUGGCAUGACAUGGUGAUUGCCUCAUUGGUGAGUGCUAGAUUAUGGUAGUAGUGAUGAUGAGAUACUUUUUCAUAA